UUGGUUCAGUUUGUGCAAUAAUUUUUGUGUAAGAUGUUAUGAAACAGAUUUAAAACAUGUCCUUAAAAAGUUUCGCAGAGGACUAUUUUAAAAAUUUAAAUUCCAUCUCUUCACGAUUACACCAAGACUUGGAGGAAAUUAAAGCCUCAUAUGAAGAUCUGUGGAGUACCUUACCAGAAAAGGAACAACAGUCGAUUCUCUCUGAAAGUAUCAUAAAACCUGAAAUAAGUAUCAAAUAUUGUGCUUCAGAAAAGCAAACCAAAAACGACUAUGCCGUUAAAGUGAUUUUUGAUGAAAACUGCUCAUAUCGAGAUGAACAUUCAAGUCCAUUUAGUUUUAAGACACAAAGCCAAAGAGAUCUAAACAUAUUUUGUAAAGAAAAAGAAAACAAAGUACUAGAAAAUAAGAUUAAAUUGCCCUCUAAGCUACCAUCAGUUAAACCCAAAGUUAUUUUGUCUUAUAAUAAAAUUGAUGACAAUUUGACUGAUACAUCAGAUAGUGAUACUGCAAACUCUCUUCCCAAGACUGGUUUAGACUUUUUGGACAACUGGUAAAAUUUGGAAACUUUCCUGUUAGUACCACAUCUGUAUUCUUUAAAAUUUGAUUCAUGUACUUGACAUAAUACUAAUUAAGUAACAUAAUAUAAACUGCAAGUAUUCAAAAAAUUUUUGCUUAACCCAUUAAUGACCAACUGCAAUGAAAGCUGCAUGACAAUUCGUAAUUUUCUAGGAAUAAAAAAUUUUCAGCUUUUAGAAUAACUUUUAAUCUCCAAUGAUUGAAGGUAAAAGAUGAAAAAGUGAUUUAGUUCACAAUAUCAUGAGACUAUAAUGAAAGGGAGUUGUUUUGGGUAACUCACCUUUUUCACAAAUGACCUGCUUAUUAUUACUAAAAAAUGGAAUUGUGUUCAAAUUUUGAUACAAUUAACACAUUGCUACUAUUUUUUGGAUAAAACUGAAACUUUUCAGUACUUUUUUGUUAUAUCUUCAUUAUCUAUAGUCAGAAUUCAAUUACAUGAUGAAAAUAAAUGAAAAAAAUGUAUAUUUUUGAAAUAUUGAAUAAACUUGAAAUAAAUGUUCAGUGGAAAAAGGAACAUUACUUGGAAAUUAUAAAAAACUACCUCUACAGGAUAUAAAUAUUUAUUUUCCUGAAAAGUAUUGGGUAAAUGUUGAAUGAUUUCCAAUGGGAAAUUGAAUAUGGUCCAAUGAAAUGAAAAUUAUGUCAUUUCAGUUACGAUAAAUUGUAUUCUAGGGCCCCAAAAUCCUAAAUCGGCAUUCCAAAAAGAAUCUCGAUUCAGAUGACUCUAGUUCACAUGGGAGGAUCGAUUUGAUCGACCAAUUUAUACACAAGGAUGGAUGGAUAUUGCAAAGGCAGUUAGGUUCUAACAUAGACCUUCUACCAUUCCAGAGGGAAUGUAAAUUCUUCAUAAUUAUGAUCUUAAACCACACCUAGCCUAUACAAGGAAGAGACGAGGUUGGUUUGGUAUGGUUAGAUAAUUUAAUUGUGAAAAGAGAUUCUAAAUAUAAAGUGUGUGUAACAUGUGAAAAUCUAACAAUUUACUUAUGUAAUGCAAUGUUUCGAUCCACCCAGAAUAUUUUUUCGAGUAGCAUCAAUUAUAAGAUAUAAAUUAUUGACGUUUGGAGAAAAAAAUUGAUGAAAUUUAUUAGUAGAUUUUAAUUCAGACUAUAGAUUAAUAAUUUUAUGAAAACUUUUUUGAUUGAUAAAAAUAAUUUCAAAACUAUUUGAUGUCAUUAUCCUAAUUUAAAUCGAUGAAUAGAAAUUACUCUUUAAAUGAUCAGAAGAAACAAUAUCAAUUAAAAAAUAUUUUCAAAAUUGUAUUUUGGGCAUUAAUGGGUUAAAUCGGUAUUUACUUAAUAUAACAUUGCUCUAUGUAUUAAUUGGAUUUAUCUACAUUAAGUUAAGUCAUAUUCAAAUAAAUUCCUGGACAAAAUAAAAGUAAGUUACAUUGAAAUAAUAAUGAACACCUACAAAUUAGUCGAAUAUGACUUUAACAUAACUUUAAUUAAAGUUUGUGUUUGCUUGAAAUGCAACCAAAUUGGAAAAAAAAAAGGGAAAAACAGUAUAUGAAAAUAAAUGCAUAUGGAUCUGCUCUAAUAUCCCGUAAGCCAUCCUCUACUUUUUAUCACUGCUUUCAUUCGUCGCGGCAUGCUUUAUAUCAAAUUUUCAACAAAAGCUUCCCGUAUUUUCUCAAAUUCUUCAAUAGCGACCUCAAUGAGUUGUUGUUAUUAUUAAAAACAGGCGGACUAUGAGUUUGAAUCCUCUUUUUGAGAUAGUCCCAUAGAUGUUCUAUAGGAUUCAUAUCCGAACUGUUAGAUGGCCACUCUAAUAAAGGGAUAUGACGACAUGUAAGUAGCCAAUAACCUGUUUAGUCACAUGGGUACGAGCAUUGUCCCGCAUGAAUAAAAAAUUAGGCCCAACAAACGAAGCAAAAGGCAUUACAUGUUCGACAAUAAUGUUGUCUAAGUAAUAUUGGACAUUGUACGUAUAGAAACCAAUUCCGUGCGAGUAUCGAAGCCAAAUUACUCCCAAAAACGUUUUAAAGCCACCACCAAAAGGCACUUUGAGAGAUAUUUACAGUUGGCAAACCUUUCUCCUUGCCUUCACCAGACAAGCUAACAUCUAUCUGGAGCUUUAAGGCUAACUCUAGUUUCAUGAGAGAACAGAACUCGUUUUCAAUCAUUGAUGAUCCAAUUCUGAUGUAGUCUUGUACAAUUCAAUCUCUGAACUUUGUGUUCUCUGGUAAGCAAGGGUUUUUUGGCUAGUCUUCUUUUGCUUAAUGUAAACGUCUUAUAACCGUUCGAGACGAUACAUCGGACAUAUACAUCGAAUGCUGGUGACUGAGCUACUUCUGACAGAACAUUGUCUUGAAAAAAAGGAUUAUCAAUUUGGUUAGAACAACGUUUUCGCCCUUGUCCUGAUCUUCGAUGGUACUCGUUUCAUUAUGACGUCUCACUAUGCGACUGAUGCUGGAAUGAUGUCUUCCUAACAAACAUAUAGCAACAUAUCGCUUUGAAUAUCCUUCAUUCAGGAGAGUCAAUGCUUGCACUGCCUCCUCCGUUAACAAGUUUCUUUGGCGGUUAAUUUUUUACUUUUACUUUUUACUUCCAAAUAUGCAUGUAAAAAAACAAUUACAAUCAACAGCUUGCUUCCAACAGAAAUUUGCACUUUUUAAGCAAAUGUUAACACAGUUUUAGUCUAAAAUGAGGUUUAAUACGAACUGAAAGCUAGAUUAUGUUAUAGUAGAGUUAAUUUAAAUAACCACUGUCAAACAAGGUCCAUGGCAUGAUGAGUUAAUUUUGUCCAGGAGUUUGUGUUAGUUCGCCAAGAAGAAAAUUGAUUAGAAAGUUAAUUAAGCGUCUAAAAAUUUUCCCAUUGGAUUCAUGCCUUAAAAUCUGUAUUAAAAAGUGGAAGUAUUCAAAAUUAAAUAGCAUAGAGUAGAAUAAUAAAACUACACCAAAUCUAUCUAUUCUUAAAGUUUAAAUACAUAUCAUAGUCAACGGUAUUUUAUAAUAUAACAGUACUAAUAUAGAUGCCCCAGUUGGUAUCAAUUUUAAAUAGGAAUAGAAGACUGAUGUGUGAAGUAAGUCAUCAAUUGAUAUGUUUAUAGUCACACAAUUAGAUAUUUUGUAAAACUGGAACUAUAGAAGUUGGAAACAGUCAAUUUUCAUUAUUGAAAUACAAAGUUUACUAAUUAGCAGUGAUAUAUAUAAAUAUAAUCAUACAAUUAAUUGCAUAAAAGUUUGUUUUUAUCUAAAACAGUAGAUAUUAAAUGAAUCAGGUAUUUUUGAAAGAUCAUGACUCCAUGAGAAACCAAACUUUUCAGGAGAGGCAAAAAAUUAAAUACUGUGAAAUAAUUUAAGGUCACGUGAUGUGUUUGUUAUUAAAAAAUAAAAUAGGCACAUAUUUACAUGUUGUCAUUUAUUUUGGACAAUAAAAAAUAUUCACAUUUUUGAAAAAAGUAGCAUCAAAAAUGAUGGACUUAUGUUGUUAUUAGAAUUUCUCUAAAAAUGAAAGACAAUGUAUUGGAGAAUUUGUAUUUAAUGUAAAAAAUAAUCAGCAUAUGCUUGUAAAUCCUUGAUGGUAUAGGUAAAGUCUUCACUUUCCAGAUCCUAGACUGUGAAUAAUAAACAGGGAAAUGCUUAGUUACCUGUAAUGAAAAAUAUCCUGGUUUAGGAUGUUUGGCAACUGAAUAGUUUGCAUGUAAUCCAUAGCUACCUCGUACUUCUUUCAUAGACCUCAUUUUAUCAGGAAACUUUUUCGGUCUUCCUAUUACAAACAAUUUGUUCAGCUAAUUUGACUUUAUUAGUUAUUUCAUUCAGGCUGAAACUCUUCAAUUUACCAUGAAACACUUCACAGUCACAAGAAGUGUCUACUUGAGGGCGUUCAAUUGAUAGGUUGAAAUGAUGAGAUAUCAUCUUCUACAUUUCUUCUUGUUUGUAGGUCUAUCACAUUUAAAAUGUUAUUUCCACGUAGGUCACAAGGUGCUUGUCCUGAAGCUAAUAGUUAAUAUGGAGUCUCAGUUUCAACGGAGUGAUUCCAUAAAGGCUGAGAAAAGCUUUUUUGCAAACUUUGGUUUCUCCAGCAGAAUGUGAGACAUUCGUGGAUAUCUCUAUACUCGAACUUAAACUUCUUGGCCUUUUUCUGGCCAUUCAUUGAUUGGAAUCUAAAAGAAGUAGAGAAAACGUAUCAAAAAAUCUAAACUGCAAUCGUCUCCAGUAGUUUUUGGUUGACAAAAAUUCCCCUUAUAGUUUUCGUACGGAAGAUUUUGCAGUAUUGAAUUCUUUAUAGUUUCGCAUUUAUAUUCUUUUUGUUUGACUCUUUUAAUCCAUUUCUUAUGCCUCUUCUUCACUCAUUUUUACAUCAAACAAUAAAUUCGUAUCCAUAAAAUAACUGAAAUUACUUUCGAAUUAACAAUUAACCGAAUGAACGAGAAAGAAAAGGACUUGAGUUGUUUCAAUUAUGUCAAGGUACCAGCACAAAAUGCAAAAAGUCAAUUUCGCCAAAAAGUGGACAUACGUUGUUUAAAAAAUACCUGGUUGCUGUGGGAUUAACAAUCAACCAAAUAAUUGAUGAUGACAGCUGUCGUGCAAUGUUGCUAAUAAGAAAUAGUAGAAAGAACAAAGUCCAAUAACUAGUAGCGUUUCAAAAAUAUCUCGAUUUGACAUAUAACUAAAUUAAACGAAAAGAAAAGGAGUUGUUUCAGUUAUGUCAAGGGUGCCAGCAAAAAAUGCAAAACAGUCGAUUCACGUUGAUUAAAAAAUACCUAAUUCAAUUAUUUUUAUGAUACUGACCAAUGGUGUUAUUGAUAGAUAUGAAUUGAUACAAACCAAAAAUAUCAUUCCUCUGAUAUCAUAUUGGCAGACGUUGUCGAUAAUUUGAAAAGUUAUUUUUAAAAUACCAGUAUGAAACAAUUUAAAUAAUUCUAGUUUUGACAUCGGUAAUAAUUUGAAGCAAAAUUAAAGAAAACAUAUGCUUAAAGAGAGUUUAUACUCUAUGACUUUAUCAUGGUAAUUGGUUUGGAAAUUGUAAGUAGUUGUAGAAUUUUGAUAAAUAAAAAAUUU
Messenger RNA from Diorhabda carinulata, 5579 nucleotides. RefSeq lists its product as uncharacterized. Lineage: Eukaryota; Metazoa; Arthropoda; Insecta; Coleoptera; Chrysomelidae. The record is from RefSeq and is a predicted model, not a curated record. The coding region runs from base 57 to 554 and encodes 165 amino acids. The transcript has 2 exons.